Molecule: messenger RNA, 2566 nt
Organism: Diprion similis
Lineage: Eukaryota; Metazoa; Arthropoda; Insecta; Hymenoptera; Diprionidae
Gene: ath
Product: ATP-dependent RNA helicase DHX33-like
Exons: 7
Coding region: 104-2236 (710 amino acids)
Biological process (GO): positive regulation of transcription by RNA polymerase I
Cellular component (GO): nucleolus; intracellular anatomical structure
Molecular function (GO): RNA binding; ATP binding
Source: RefSeq, a predicted model, not a curated record
GACGUAUUAGCGAACAGCUGUGAGUGACCACGUGCGUCUCGACUCGUUACCUGUGGUUGGAAAAUUCGUCAAUUUCGUCAAGAUUUGAUAAUUUCAUUACGAAAUGGGGGUCCAUGAUAACAUGGAUUCAAAAUACAGUGUUAUGGGGACUUCGAGCUUUUCUAAACUCGCACCAAAACGACCAACUACCGUUGUGUUUGGUGAUACUAACGCGAAAAAGUGUAAAAAUGAAGACAGUCAGGAAGGUACCUCGUCAAAGGUAAAGGAGGACUCCACCACGACUUCGCAACAAGCGUCAUUAACGUUGUCAACAAACCUACAGCAGAUCAACAGUCUUCAACAACAACGAAAAUCCCUGCCUGUUUACAGGCUUAGGAAGAGACUGUUGCUAGAAAUCAAGAAGAACAGCUCGUUGAUCAUAAUAGGAGAAACGGGAAGCGGGAAAACGACGCAAAUACCACAACUACUGUUGUCGUCCGGUUUAGCUGGUGGUUCGGGUCGGAUUGGAAUAACGCAGCCCCGACGAGUGGCUGCGGUUAGCGUGGCGCGUCGAGUGGCACAGGAACAGGGAGUUGCAGCCGGGAAAUUGGUUGGAUACAGCGUGAGAUUUGAGGACGUAACAUCGGCCCAAACGAGGAUAAAAUUCCUGACCGACGGUAUGAUGGUGCGCGAAGCAAUGACGGACGAAACUCUUUCGGAUUACUCAAUAGUGAUAUUGGACGAGGCUCACGAGCGAUCGGUGCAAACCGACGUCCUUUUCGGGGUUGCGAGACGGGCUCAGAAGUUACGAAAAUUGAAGUCCUUGCCGCCCCUAAGGCUGAUCGUCAUGUCGGCAACGAUGGACGUCGACAAGUUCACAAAAUACUUUCAGGCACCCGUUGUGUAUUUGGAGGGACGUCAGCAUCCGGUGAAAAUUCAUCAUUCGGUGAAACCGCAGGAUGACUACGUUUUCUCAGCUCUGGUUACCAUCUUUCAUAUUCAUCGCGAAACCCCCGCAAACGAGGACAUCCUCGCCUUUCUGACCGGACAGGAGGAAAUCGAGGCAGCGUCAACGGUCGCGAGACAAACCGCCAAACAAUUGGAAGGCAAAGGCUACCCCUCUUUGAAAGUAUUUCCUUUGUACUCGGCCCUGCCGACUCAUCAACAAUUAGAGGCUUUCAAAGCCUCCCCACCUGGAAUGCGGAAGCUAGUUUUAUCGACCAACGUUGCGGAGACUUCCGUAACAAUCGGAGGAAUCCGGCACGUUGUCGACACGGGGGUGGUCAAAGCGCGGACCCAUCAUUCAGCGACAGGAUUGGACGUCCUGCGGGUGGAGAAAGUGGCGAAAGCUCAAGCCUGGCAGAGAACAGGACGAGCAGGUCGAGAGGCGCCUGGCAAAUGUUACCGAACCUACACUAAAGGUGAUUUCGAUAAGAUGAGCGAGAUGCCUAUACCAGAAAUCCAGCGUUGUUCGCUCGCUGGUAUCGCCCUCCAACUACUCGCCAUCGGUAUCGACAUAACUACCUUUGAUUUCAUGGACAAACCGCCCAAGGAAGCCAUCGACGUAGCCGUUUCUUGCCUUGAAAGAUUGGAAGCCGUCAAAGGCUCCCCGCCCCAGCUAACCACCCUGGGAAGAACGAUGUCGCUGUUCCCGUUGGAUCCACGCUUUACAAAGGUUAUUCUGGCCUCCGCCGAGCACCAGUGUCUCGAUGAAGCGCUCACAGUGGUGGCCUUGCUCUCUGGAGAGUCGGUCUUCGUCGAGCCUUCGAAUAAACGGGAGAAAGCCGCGGCUGCAAAAGCCAGGUUCGCCUCGCCGGAAGGGGAUCAUGUGGUGCUGCUCAACGUCUUCAAAGGGUACGCUAACGCCAGCCAGAAGAAAUUGUGGUGUCACGACAACUUUUUGCAUCACAGAAACCUCGAGUACGCGACUGAAGUCCGCAAACAGUUGGUCUCACUCGCUGCGAGAGCAAAUUUGGAAAAAUCGAGCUGCGGAUCCUCGACCGAGUACUUGAGGAAGGCGCUGCUUGAAGGGCUCUUCGAUAAUCUCGCCGAAUUGCAAAGGGAUCAGACUUACGUUACGGUUUCCACAAGACAACCAGUCGCUAUUCAUCCUUCCUCGGUACUGCACGGCUCUAAACCGGGGUUGGUGCUUUUCACGGAAGUCGUGGCAACCGGAAGAUGCUUUUUACGCAACGUGUCAACCAUAGAGUCGUCGUGGUUAGAUGGGAAGGGAAUAACCGUAGGAAAGCACAGCUAAGAUUGAUCGAUCACCGUGUUAUAUAUUACACGCAAAAUAAUUUGUUAUUGUUAUAUAUUGUACAUGGUCUUUUAAGAUAGAAAUUACAUAUCUACAAUAUAUUAUACACGUAAUUAAGUAAUACUUUGAUUUUUUUACGUUGUCGCAUUAUCGGAAUAAUAAUAAAAAAAAAAAAGAUUUUUUGUACUCUCGAACACUUUCAAAUACUCGUCAAUUUCACGGACCAGUGUAUAUACAUGGAACCAUAUUAUAAGAAAUAAUUAUCCCUAUUAUAUAUAUGUCGUCAAUAAAUCUUCCGUUGAUUUAUGGAAUAAAUUUCGAACGCUUUGA